Molecule: messenger RNA, 918 nt
Organism: Morchella importuna
Lineage: Eukaryota; Fungi; Ascomycota; Pezizomycetes; Pezizales; Morchellaceae
Exons: 5
Coding region: 1-918 (305 amino acids)
Biological process (GO): cell wall organization; carbohydrate metabolic process
Cellular component (GO): cell surface; extracellular region; fungal-type cell wall
Molecular function (GO): 1,3-beta-glucanosyltransferase activity; glucan endo-1,3-beta-D-glucosidase activity
Source: RefSeq, a predicted model, not a curated record
AUGCCUUCUAUCAUUUCUCUUGCAAAGGUUGCGCUUCUUGCACUCCCAACACUUGCAUCUGCGGCGGGACAGAUGGGUUUUUCACUCGGUGCUCGAACAAAUCCAGAUGGGGCAGAUAAAACGACAACGGAUUUUGAAAACGAUCUUGAUGUAAUCAAGACACAGAGCACAAUAAUCCGGACCUAUUCAGUGAGCGAUCACGGAACAAUGGAGAAUAUCAUGCCCGCUGUCAUCGCAAAGAACUUCAAGAUUGUCCUUGGUGUUUGGCCCACUGACGACGCUAAAUUUGAGAUUGAGAAGGAAACCCUGAAAGAGUUCAUUCCAAAGUUUGGAUUCGAAAAUAUCUAUGCUAUCACCGUUGGGUCGGAGUCUUUAUACCGAAAAGAACUCACUGGUGCAAAGCUCGCAACGAAGAUAAAUGAGGUCAAGGAUAUACUCAAGGAGCUCGGAGCCGAUAGCAUCCCCGUAGGAUUUGCGGAUUCAUGGAAUAUGAUUGUCACUAGUGACGCAAAGCCUGCUAUUGAGGCCAGCAAUAUCAUCCUGGCCAACGCUUUCAGUUACUGGCAAGGGCAAAAGAUGGACAAUGCCACACAUUCUUUCUUUGAUGACAUAAUGCAGGCUCUAAGCCAUGUACAAGAAGUCAAGGGUUCGGACCUUGACUGGGACUUCUGGGUUGGCGAGACCAAUUGGCCGACUGGUGGAAAGGAUUAUGAAAAUGCUGUCCCUAGCACUGAAAAUGCUGCCACAUUUUGGAAAGAAAGCGUCUGUGCGAUGCUUGCUUGGGGAAUCAACAUUUUUGUUUUUGAAGCCUUUGAUGAGGUUUUCAAACCUGUCGAAAAGGGCAACGAUGUUGAGCACCAUUGGGGUGUGUGGGAUGAAAAUUAUAAGCCCAAGUACGAUUUGAGCUGCCCGACUUAA